CUGGUGUUGGAUCACCGAUGUGAUAAGUUACGUCGAGGGCAAGCUCAAAGUACAUCGCACUGAAGUCACUCCCUACCUCAUGACAAACCUCCCCUAUAGUGUCAUUUCGCUGACGUGACGUCACACACCGACACUCCCUUUCCCCCAGUAGAGGGAGAAAGAUGGCGCCCACACACGUACUGAGAUGCUGUCAACGGGGUCUAGCAUGGAUACCUGUGAUUUUUAUCGCCCUGGUCGUCUGCUGGUCGUAUUACGCUUACGUGGUGGAGCUUUGUAUAUUCACCAUCCCCAGUAUAGGAGAGCAGAUUGUCUACCUGAUCUUCUUUCACCUCUCUUUCGUCAUGUUUGUAUGGUCUUACUGGAAGACCAUCUUCACCCAACCUGCCAACCCCUCCAAAGAGUUCUGCCUGCCAAAGGCUGAAAAGGAGCGUUAUGAGAAGGAAGAGAGACCAGAGUCUCAGCAAGAGAUCCUAUGGAGAGCUGCUACCAGUCUGCCUCUGUACACCCGUACAGGAGCCGGAGCAAUCCGUUACUGUGACCGCUGUCAAGUCAUCAAGCCAGACAGGUGUCAUCACUGCUCCGCGUGUGACAUGUGUGUCUUGAAGAUGGACCACCAUUGUCCGUGGGUGAACAACUGCGUCGGUUUCUCCAACUACAAGUUUUUCAUCCUCUUCCUGGCCUACUCGCUGGUGUACUGUUUGUUCAUUGCAGCCACCGUACUGCAGUAUUUCAUAAAGUUCUGGACACUUUGCCGGAGGAAAUCGGCAGAGAACUGCCCAAAGAAUGAGCUGCCAGACACUCACGCCAAAUUCCAUGUCUUGUUUCUCUUUUUUGUGGCGGCCAUGUUCUGCAUCAGUAUUUUGUCCCUCUUCAGCUACCACCUGUGGCUUGUAGGAAAGAACAGGUCCACUAUAGAGGCUUUUAGAGCACCUGUAUUUAGGACAGGAUCUGAUAAGAAUGGCUUCUCUCUGGGAUUCCGGAAGAAUAUCGCUCAGGUGUUUGGAGACCAGAAGAAGUACUGGCUGCUGCCAGUCUUCACCAGUCAGGGAGACGGUCUCACGUUUCCUGCGCGGCUGGUCAACGCUGAUGUAGAGCAAGCCACAGUCAACCUGCAUCCUGAGCCUGAUAAAAGUGCUGCUGAAGUUCCAGAGAGCCCCCUCAGUGACUCACAGAACCGCCUCCUGAGCAACGACCAGCAUGCCAACAAUGUCGGAGACCAUCUGGCUAACAACACCCUCAAAUCAGCUGAAAGUGGAACCAUCACAAUCUCCAUGGAGAGCGAGUCUUAACCAGGAGAAACUCCUGACGUCUAAUACGAUGCCUUAAGAAACGCAACAGUUUAGUGUGUCCCCAUGGCAACAGUCAGACCCUUCAGAGUAACUAUGGAAAUGCAUUUCCCAUCCGUGGUGUUGGCAUUUUUUUCGCAUGCAGUAUCAUUAGCAAACCUCACACCUACCUACCCCCACAGGACAUGUGAUCAAGGCUGGUUCCCCCUUACACACAUACACACACACACACACACACACACACACACACAUGCUAACACUUAAUUAUAAACAUAUUUUCUUGUGUUAUCUUUUUUUCACAAAGCUGGAGCGUUUAUUGCUGAUUAGAAUAUUGAAGAAUCCUGGAGGAAUAUGAUCUCUUUUUGGUGUUUAAUGUGCCAAAAGCAUAAUUUUCCCGGCACACAGCUGCAGUGAAGAGUGGGGGACAAGCUGGAGCAUUUUUGUUUGUUUGUUUUGAAUAUUAUUCUCCUAUUUUCAAAAAGAAAGGCAGAACAUCCUGAGAAAAUGGCUUUGCCUACUACCUGCGUGACUUGUUAUGUUUUUCGUUUUUUAACUCAUAAUGUUGGAGCAUAUCCUCGGUCGGCAACGUUUUUGAGAUGGAUUUCCCCCGUCAGAACGUGGACUGUCAUACAGAGGACUCUACCGCAGGGAAGACUGUAGCUGGGUUCGGGACGUUUUUGGAGAUCAGAGCACAAGAUGGCACAUUUGCACUUUGUCGAUUAUCAAUGUCCAUCAAACAACGUGCUGCUGCUUCUUCUUUUCUUUUUUUAAAAAGUCAUGUCCAAAUGUAUUGCAGAUGUAACAGAUGUUGGAUGAGCAUGUGA
Messenger RNA from Labrus bergylta (ballan wrasse), 2110 nucleotides. Lineage: Eukaryota; Metazoa; Chordata; Actinopteri; Labriformes; Labridae. The record is from RefSeq and is a predicted model, not a curated record.